Molecule: messenger RNA, 3318 nt
Organism: Ostrinia furnacalis (Asian corn borer)
Lineage: Eukaryota; Metazoa; Arthropoda; Insecta; Lepidoptera; Crambidae
Product: leucine-rich PPR motif-containing protein, mitochondrial
Exons: 16
Coding region: 55-3252 (1065 amino acids)
Biological process (GO): regulation of mitochondrial translation
Cellular component (GO): nucleus; mitochondrion
Molecular function (GO): protein binding; mRNA 3'-UTR binding
Source: RefSeq, a predicted model, not a curated record
AUUCAUUCAAGAAAAGUCCAUUUGUUUUGAAAACUUUCCAAUUAAUUCUUUAAAAUGUUUCUUACUCGACACUGUACGAAAUUAUCUAGUCCAGCAAGAGUUUUCUUAUCUAACAAGUUGUCAUUGAAAGAAAAAUAUUUCGGGCUUUCUUACUCUUGCCAGUGCCAUAAUACUCAAACUUCUAGAUUAUUUGCCUCUACUGCACUUGUACAAAAUGCGGCGCGUGGGUCAGAUUCUUCAAAGAGGUUGCAGUUUAGUCCAAAAACGCUACAAUCGAAUUCGUCUGAAACAGCACUAAAACCUAAUAAACCAUCGGCCAACGAUCUAUUGGAGAAGCUGAUAGCAGGUCUUUCCACUGACAUUCAUAAUAAAAACCGUGUUUACAAGAAUGACCUGGUGAGAGUGAUAAAAAAGGUGGAGGAAAUGAAUUUUUCAACCAAGAAACAAGGGUUAUUACUUAUUCGAUGUUGCACUGAAAUGAUGCCAGAUGAAACGCCCGCAACGAGAAUGGCAUUAGUAGAAAUCAUUUGGAAUGCAAUCAAACUACAUACCGAGUUUGAAGUAGAACAUUACAACGAGUUGCUAAGAGUGUACAUCGCUAACAACAGAACACUGACGGUCAGCACUUUUAUCCAGCAGAUGGCUCCGGCAAAACCUAACGUGACUACAUAUGAACUGAUAUUGCGAGCCCUUGCUGAAGCUGGUGAUUUAAACCAAAGUACUGAAGUGAUAUCUAACAUGAAAUCCCAAAACCUGCCUGCAAAUGAAAAUAUUUUCAAUUCCCUUAUAAUCUGCCAAGGAAAAGCUGGAAACCCACAGAACAUACAAGAAGUACUAACAAUGAUGAAGUCACUAAAACUGGAAAAAUCUAUCGACACAUAUACCGCAGUCGCCCGCGCCCUAGCUUGGAAUAAACGAACCCCUAACCUUCUAGAAGAAAUGGAAAACGCAAGGAGUAGAGGGUUGGAGUUUGGGGAAACACAUAUCAUGGAAAUUGUGAAAACUUUGGCCAGUAUUGGAUUGUAUGGAUCUAUACCUAAGGUUCUGCAAUUCUUACCUGACGAGAUCUUGAAGACUCCUUCCAUUUCUCCGUACAUGCAAAGUGUGUGCACACUACUGGUGUUCCAAAACCACCCGUUAGCUGCUCUGGAGAUAUACAAGUGCCUGCCGCUGCCUUCGUUUGGACCGAAGGAUGACCAAGGUUUACAUGGAAGAAGUUUGGUUAGGGACUGCGUUAAAGCAGCUAUGCCUUCAAGUGUCAUAGCGCUCGUAACCCAAGAGCUAAUGUCGUCCGGCCGGAACCCCAUAGCGCUCCACAACGCGUCCGAAGCAGCCCUACAGUUGGGCAAAGUGCCGCUGGCUUUAGACAUGUUCACGCGCAUGCAACAGCUCGGCCUGCCGAUCAGACCGCACUACUUCUGGCCGAUACUGCUGCAUAACUCGAGGAGCUAUGGCGAGAAAGGUAUAAUGAACACCCUAAAAACAAUGGUGACCAUGGACGUCAAGCCAGACUACGAGACUAUAAUGGAGUAUACGUUACCGUACGUCAGUUUUACGUCACCCCAGAACCUGAUGAAGAAAUUCCUCGACACCGGACUGACUGUAAGCACAGUACUUACGCCAAUGAUGGACACAUUGCUGAAGACUGGGCAAGUGAGAGCGGCUAGUGAGAUAUGCGAGCUAUUCGAAGGGAAAAUAGACGCCGAUAAGUUACUUAAACCCCUGCUUAGAGGUUACCUGAUGAGUGGAGACGUGAAGUCUACGGUGUACAUAUUAGAAGACAUCUUGAAAAAGGCUACAGACAAUAAUAAAGACUGGGUGGGCAGAUUCCUGUGUGUUUUUAUGCAGCACAAGAAAGUCGUUGAGGAUUUGACGGAGUUCAUGGAUUUGGCUAAGGCAAUAAAAGCGGCAAGACUGAAGAUAUCCACGUCAGCAUCAGACUACUGCAUGAGCCGUCUGCCGGAGAAGCACAGUCGCGAAGCUUCCGCGGCGUUCCGUGACAUCCUCGUCGAGGUCACGGACGACAGGCUGGUGGACGAAGGAGACUUGUUCGCGCAGCAGAUGCCGCACCCAAAACAAAUGAACGAAGAGUCCUUACGCGCGCAUUUGAACGAGUUGGAAGCUAAGGGUAUGAACACACGCGGCGUGCUAAGGAAGUUGUUACAACAGUACUGCAGGGAUGGGAACUUAGCUGAGGCUAGGAAGAUAGCCGAGAAAUGCCAGAAGGAAGGGGUGUUUCUAUCAGCGGGCAUGAAGGCAGCCAUCUUCGACCUCCACGUGAAGCUGGGCGAGCUAGACUUAGCGGAGAUAGCUCUGGCCGACCUGAACAAAACGUCACCCAACUUCACUUUAGACGAAUUCAAGGUUAUCGACUUUGCGACCCUCAUGGUUUAUAGGAAGAAGAUAGAACAAGCAUUUGAGCUGAUAAAUGAACAGUCAAAGAAAAGGCGUAUAGUAGGCGGUCGCAGCAUCGCAAUGAAUUGCUGGCGGCUGUUAGACGCGACGGCGGCGCACGGGACCCAUUUGGAGACCAUCAAAAUGUUCGAUAUGCUCACAAGUUUGCGGUAUUGCAAGCCGUCAAAUGUACUGCUGGGGCCGCUGAUACGGGUGCAUUUGAAAAAUGACAACCUCCAAGAAGCAGUGAACGAAUUCGUCCGUCUAGCGAGCAAAUAUUCCAAAACGCCUCUCAAACACGAACUUUUAUCCCAAAUAAUGGCCAAAAUGGGCGAAGGGCACUCGGAAGAGAAGUUCCUUGUGAAUGAAAAGUCAAACGGACGCUUCAACAAAAUGGCGCAGACUGUUCUGAACAUUGAUAAGAAAGUCCACGGGGCUAGUGACGUGCAGCUCACCCUAAUAGCAGCGUUAGCCGAAGUGGGCUACAAGAAGACUCUCCGCAAGCUGUUCCUAGACCCGUCCGUAACGUUUCACCCGGACGCACUCUUGCGCCGAUGCGAGCGAUUCGCGGACGAACGCAAGGUGAAGCCGCUCGAGACGAUAGCCGAGUGUGCGAACGGCGUUAGACGCGUGCCCGUGCAAGAGGUUUAUGACCUGAUGUUGGAUGUUUAUCAGCGCGAAGACGACGCCCAAGGAGCGCUAUCUCUCUGGACCAAAAUGCAGGAAUCAGACGCUAUUCCUUCUCAAAAGUUCGUAUCCAGCAUUUGUUCUAUGCUCAAAGCGAACCACAAACCCAUCCCGUCUGACCUGCUCGCGCUACUUGAUAAGCAGGAUAAGAAAGCCAGCGUUGAAAUUUAGAAGUGUAGCAAAUGUAAGUCUAAUGUCUGUGAUAUAGUAAAUUAUUUUGAAUUAAAAUGAUUAUGG